Messenger RNA from Knipowitschia caucasica, 5139 nucleotides. The record is from the annotation of a GenBank genome assembly. Lineage: Eukaryota; Metazoa; Chordata; Actinopteri; Gobiiformes; Gobiidae.
AUGCAAGACAACAGUGAGCAGCAGCCAUCCCUGUCCCAGCUGCUGAGGGAGAGUUACCUGGCUGAGGCCCGAGCUCAGCAACGCCACAGCGAAAUGAGCCGCUCUGAUGCCUCCUCCUCUCGUCUUCAGAUCUACAAUUCACUGAAGGGAAAAGCUGAAGACUCAAUGGGCCUCACAGAGCAGCACUUUCCUGACCUGUCUGCCUUCCUCAGUCAAGAGGAGCUAGACCAGAGUGUCAAUCUGGCCCGACAAGCCAUUGGACACGAGCCACGGAGCGAGAGAGCGGAGGUCAAAGCUCACUCUGAAAAAUGCGCAGCCACAGUUACAUACACUCCCAACUCCGCUGACUCUGUCACUAACCCCCCAUCAUUCACUGUCCCAUCCACCCUGGUCCAAACCAACGCUUUCACACCACAGCCUGUGAUGGAAUUCAGAGAAAUGCCACACACAACAUACGCACCGGACAUAAAAACAUACAAGUCUUCAAGACAGGGCAAUGUGAAGAGCAACAAGGACUCAGGAGAUGCCUACAAUGACUUUAACAGGUCGUCUCGUAACGCUCCAUAUGGACCCGAGACCCAGUCAAAAAAAGAGUUCCUGAACAAAGCUGCAGACUUUAUAGAGGAGCUGUCAUCUCUAUUCAAGGCAAACAGCUCAAAGAGGGUUCGGCCGAGAUCAUGUAAACCACACAGGAGUCGGAGUCAAAACAAGAACCAGGCAGAUGGGAUGGUUAUCCCUGUUGCCUCUGAGAACAGGGAGCCACCUCCAGAUAUUGACACAAACCAAACUGGACCCGUGGACAUUAAAGAACCCGAUAUAAAAGAAGCGGGCGUCCAGCCUGACAGGACUGAGGAGUAUAAGGACUGUGUGGUUUAUGAGGAGCAAUACGUCAACAUUGUGCCUUCUGAGGAAACAGAGGCAGAGAGCACAGCUUUAACAGAAAGCUCAUUCCCAGUGGACACAGUGUGUGAGCCACCAAGAUUCAUCCAAAAACUGAAAAGUCGAGAGGUGUCUGAAGGCAGCAAAGUACAACUGGACUGUAUUGUUCAAGGACACCCGGUUCCAGAAGUGAGGUGGUUUUGUGAAGGAAAGGAGCUGGAAAACUGUCCAGACGUUCAGAUCAUUACAAACGGGGAGCAUCACUCUCUCGUCAUCGCAGAGGCCUUUGAGGAAGACACUGGGCGGUAUUCCUGUUUUGCAUCAAACUUCUAUGGAAAAGACUCAACAUCAGCAGAAAUAUACGUAGAAGGAGCAUCCUCCUCAGAUUCAGAGGACCAGCACCUUGAAGCAGCAGCACAGCAACAGUGGAAACAUAAAAUACCAGUGACUCCAUCUCGGUCGGAUCAAAGUCUUUCUGCAGACGAUGACUCUUUUGACCUUAAAGACGAUUCUCCAGAAGAACCCAAAGAGGAGGUGACUGUGGUCCAUUCAAACCCCCUGACAGCAGACCCUCCGGUGCCUGCUCCUGAACCUGUGUCCUCAGCCCCGGACGAGGCUAUAGUUCCAGUCAUCCACGCUGAGACCCCAACGCUGGUGCCACCUUGUCAACAACUUUAUAAACCAAUAGAACCACAGGAAGUUCUAGCACCUGACCCAGUCCAGCCAGCUCCCUCAUCACAGGUUCUGUCUUCAAACGCAGUGGUCUCAGCUGUGCUCACGGUCCCGGCUCCACCGACCAUACAACCUGCUCAAACUGAGAUUCAAAUCUUCAACCAUAUCUCUAAGCAGGAUCUGAAUGGACAACAAAUAGCAGCCCCAGUUUUCACAAAGAACCUGCAGGACCUGGACGCCUCAGAGGGCCAGCUGGUGGUGCUAGAGUGUCGUGUUAACGGCACUCCCUCUCCCAGAGUGGAGUGGUACCAGGACGAGAAACUCAUUGAGGACUCUCCUGAAUUUAGGAUUCUACAGAAAAAGCCCAGAUCUCCAGCUGAAUCAGAGGAAAUAUGUACUUUGGUGAUUGCUGAAGCAUUUCCAGAGGAUUCAGGAACAUUCAGAUGCACUGCAAGCAACAACUAUGGCUCCGUUUCCAGUGCAGCUUCUCUCAAGAUCAAAGAAAAUGCCAACCACGCAAAUCACAUGAGGUCCUCUACUAGUAUGAGUGUGGAGCCCAGUCAGACACAACCAGUGCCUGUCGAUCCGAACUCUUCGAAGCAACAGCUGGACAUUGCGGCAUCUAGCAGCGUCAAGGCCCACUCCAGCACCAUUCGCCUGGAGCCCCUGAUCUCGAGCUCGGUGUGGUUGGACCCUCUAAACACCAGCACUCUUAGGCUCGAUCCACAGACCUCCAGUAUGCUACGGCCGGAUCCCCUUCGCAACAGCCUACCCAUGCUACAACCAGCAAAUAAGUCCAGACACCAGCGCGGCAGGUCCCGGCGAGUGCACUUCAAGCUGCCUGAAGACGAGGAGAACAGCGAACCAGCCAGUCAGUCCGAGUCAGAGGACAACACAUAUGCACUAAACAAAGGGCCACCCCCAGUCCUCACCAAGCCAAAACUGGACUCAGCCCAGCUCCAGCUCCUGCACAACCAGGUCCUUCUAGAGCAGCAGCAGGACAGUGACCCCCCAACUGAGCCCCCCCCACAAGCCCACCAACCCGUGCAAGUGCAAAUCCAGCCUGAGGUCCAAAGCCAGGACAGUCCAAUAUGGUCCCCGAGACUGCACCAUGACCCUCAUCCACCUCCUUUCCACCCCUAUGUCACCACUGUGAUCCCACCGCCUCAAACCCAGCCCUCUGCACCUCUCUUUAUAACCACCACCAUCACCUCCACAGCCUAUGUCAACACUGCACCCCCUCCUCGUGCUCCCCUCGCGGCCGCACCACUGCUCACAGCCACCUUGAUGACUGCUCCAACCAUCAACACCACCUUCUCACCUCCUGCCAUCACCUCCCCGCCUCCUCCUCCUUUCUCUUCUGCUCCAUCUGUCCCUCAUUUCAAGACUCCAGCUCGGGUGACCACGUCGCUUCCCCCUGCUCCACAACUAAGCACAAGACUUCCAUCUCUAAGCUCAGCCCCAGUCACUCAAAUGAACACCAUCCAUGCCUCCCACCUGAACCUAUCUCCUGCUGCUUUAGGUCAAAGUGCACCGUUAUCCCAGUUCUCCGCCCCUCUCCCUCCAAAAUUUAGCAUCACCCCAUCUGAUCCCAUGAUAAGUUUCGAGCAGGUCACAUCCCCGGCAACUCUUUUGAGAAGCACACACGCCUCCCUCAUGAAUCUCAGCGCCAAUUCGCAGACGUUUAACUACGCAAGGCCGAAAGAGUUCAUUAUGGCGCAAAGUUUUUCACCGGUAACAAGUCCAUCCCCGACCGAAUCUCCCGUCCCACUACUUCAAGAGCUGGCUGCUGAGAUGAACUCCUCGGCCGCCAGCUCACCGACGAUCCCUCCGUUCUCUCCUCCUCCGAGAAUCUUCCCAACCAGAGUGCUGCAGUCUCCCACCAGUCCUCCCUCUCUGAUGUCGUCUCCCACUCUGGGCUCCAUGUUCCUGAACAGUGUGUAUGGACUGAGAACGCAGUCGCCUCCACAAGCGGCCUCCCCCACAUCAAGCAGCUCAACUCCAAGUCCGAUUCAAAACCCAGUGGCUUUUCUCAGCUCAGUCCUGCCUUCACUGAGCUCGGUUAAAGCAACCAAUGAAAUGGGUUUACCAAAACGGGCUCCAAUUGGUAGGCCUCUGAAAAAGACGGCGAAAGCUCGUGCUCCUUCCCUUGAAGAAAUCCGUGAAAGCAAAGAGUGUCUUCUCCAUGAUAUUGAGAAAAAGCUUAGACUCAGAGAUGAUACUCCGCAAUAUCAGUAUCAACAGAAGCGGAAUGUUGAGGGGAAAACAGCGAGCAGACCCCCUGGACCUAUCAAUGCUGCUACUGUCAUUAACUAUGAAGAGGAAUACAGAAUAUCCAAUUUUGAGCAAAGACUGUUGAGUGAGAUUGAGUUUCGUUUGGAGCGGACCCCUGUGGAGGAGUCGGACGAUGAGGUGCAGCACGAGGACGUCCCGACAGGAAAAUGCAUCGCCCCCCUUUUUGACAAAAAGCUUAAAAACUUCAGAGCCAUGGAGGGCGUGCCUGUCACCUUCUCGUGUAAACUAGUGGGAGUUCCUGUCCCAAAGGUUUACUGGUUUAAAGAUGGAAAACAAGUUCUGCGGAAAAACAUCCACUACAGAAAGAUAAGAGAAGGAGACGGGACAUGUGCUCUACACAUGGAGUCUGUCACCAGCGAUGAUGACGGAAACUACACCAUCAUGGCAGCAAAUCCACAGGGUCGGAUCAGCUGCUCAGGUCAUUUGAUUGUUCAGACUGGCCCCGUUCGCAACAAGCAGACUCCAAUCUCGGCUCAGAGGGUGCGCGCUCGGAUUCAGGAGGUGGAGACGGAACAAACUCAGGAGCGGUUCUUUCGGCCUCACUUUCUACAGGCUCCCGGGGACAUGAUGGCUCACGAGGGCAAGCUCUGCAGACUGGACUGCAAAGUGAGUGGUCUGCCGAACCCUGAGCUCAUGUGGUUGGUGAACGGAAGGCCCAUCUACCCAGACCUGUACCACCGGAUGCUGGUGCGGGAGAACGGAGUGCACUCUCUGGUGAUCGACCCUCUUACGCAGAAAGACGCCGGGACAUACACCUGCAUCGCCAGCAACAAAGCCGGACAGAGCUCUUUCAACCUGGAGCUCAGUGUCGUUGAAAAAGAAAUGAAGCAUCCUCCUCACUUUGUUGAAAAGCUUCAGAACGUCGGAAUCCCAGAAGGAACACCAGUUCGACUCGAGUGCCGCGUGGUUGGCGUGCCUUCUCCUGUUAUCUUUUGGAAGAAAGACAACGAAACCAUUCCCAGAACUAGAGACAGGAUGAGUAUGCACCAAGAUGUGACAGGAUACGUGUGUCUGCUCAUCCAGCCAACAACUAAAGAGGACGCUGGCUGGUACACUGUGUCGGCAAAGAACGAGGCUGGGAUUGUGUCUUGCACCUGUCGUCUUGAUAUCUAUGCUCAGUGGCAUCAGAGCGUCCCGGCUCCCAUGAAGAAGACUCCGCGAAAAGGAAGUCGCUACGCCGCUCUAACAGGACAGGGCCUGGACAUAAAGGCAGCCUUCAGCGCUCCAGACAGCAGCCCCUUUCUCUUUGCCAGCUCCCCUUCUGAAGCCACACUGGAGAGCGACAGGCUGUGA